Molecule: messenger RNA, 1683 nt
Organism: Heterostelium album PN500
Lineage: Eukaryota; Evosea; Eumycetozoa; Acytosteliales; Acytosteliaceae
Product: protein phosphatase 2C
Exons: 6
Coding region: 1-1683 (560 amino acids)
Biological process (GO): protein dephosphorylation
Molecular function (GO): protein serine/threonine phosphatase activity
Source: RefSeq, a predicted model, not a curated record
AUGGGUUUCGGAGGAUUAUUUAAACAAUUGUUGAAGGAACAGGUCGAGAAUGAGAACCAAGAGACGGAUGCAAAAGAUUUGAUAAUACGUCACCCAAAAGAGAAGGAAAAGAAGAAACGAAAGGAAGAAGUGUUACUUCAUACAAUGAUGAUGACUGCAGCUGUCAUCGAUCGGAUACAAGUAGAUCAUAACAAUAACAAUAAUAACAAUUCAGAAGAUUCAACAAGUAGCAGUAGUGAUGAAAAUAACUUGGUUGACAUUGAUAAUGAAUCAGAUAGUACGACAAUAACUACAACUACAACAACUACAACAUCAGCAAUAUAUUCUCCAACAAAAUCAUUCAGUGCACUAAAAUUGUCAUCACCAAAUAAAAAGUUAAAAAGUUUGAAUUUUUUGGCAAACGACACACCAACCGACCAAAAUUCGAUCAGUGCCAAAAAAAGUGGUAGCAGCAAAAGUGAUAACAUGUCAUCAGAAGUAAUAAAUCUUAGAUUUCACAAUGAUAUCAUGAUAGAUGGAGCCGACAAUACUGUAGUGUCAACAACAACAACAUCGACAUCACAUCACAAGAAAUCAGCAUUAAAUCUUGUAGAGAGAGUUGGUUCCAGCACGGUCGUUGGUGACAGAACUGAGAACCAAGAUAGUUUUUUCCUAAAUGAAAUGGAAGAUAAUGAAGUAUUACUGAUAGGUGUAUUGGAUGGUCAUGGUGAACAAGGAGAAGUAGCAUCAACACUCGCCAAUGAAUCAAUAAAUAAUUAUCUUUCAAAUAAUAUAAUUUUGUCGAGUGAUGCUUUGAUUGAAGAGGCACGUGUCUCUGAUAUUGAUAAUGGAACGACUGCGACUGUUGCGGUGGUUGGACGUGAUCGUGUUUCAAUUGGAUGGGUUGGCGAUUCGCAAGCAGUUCUGUUUCGACUGUGCAGUGUUUCACGUAGCUAUCGUGCGCAUCCACUGACGUCGGAUCAUCGUCCAGAGUCUCGUUCCGAGAAGCAGCGUAUCCUUCAAUCCAACGGUAGAGUCAUUCACAAGAAUAGCAGUUGGCGUGUAAUUCCGAGUGGCGAAUUCUCAGAGGCUGAGAUCGCCAAGCGACGAUUGGCAUUGAACAUGAGUCGUGCGCUUGGUCACCAUAUUCUCAGUCGGUUCGGAGUCACAUCGGAGCCUAGUCUACAACACUCGGAUUUACGUCAACACGACAUUUUGAUUGUCGCAAGCGACGGACUUUGGAAUGCCAUGGAUCACCAGGCAAUUGCAAACUACCUCACCAAACACCCAAAGGAAACUGCACAGGCGAUAGCUAACCAUUUGGCAAAAGAAUCACUACGACUCUGUAAGAAAGACGACGUGCCCUGUGAUAAUGUUACCAUUUGUUGUUAUUGGUUAGAUGAUCUUACCCCUCAUCUAAAAUUGAAAAUUCUAAUCCUUAAGAUUCAAUUGAAUAAAAUUGAAAAUGUUGCCGCGGUAUAUCCAGGUUUCUGUAGAGUCUGCAAUCAAACAGUUUCUGAAGUGUCAAACUACGUAGAUAUAGAACCAGUUGAUAUCGACUUCUUAGUUCAUAAUUGUUGUCCGAACGUCCAACCAAUGGAGCAAUGUGAAGAUAUCAUUGUAAACUAUGCCCAAGAUAUAAUCGACCAACUUAAAGAUCAUAGAGAUGUAUUGACAAUAUGUAAAUCAAUGUCUUUAUGCUAA